AUGAAGCCUUCCCAAGACACAAAUCAACAAAGAAAAUUUUUGUUCAAGUGUAAAUUAUCAACAUUUUUAUUAGAAGCACUUGUAAACUCAAUAUUAAAAGAAAGAUUCAGUAUGAUAAAUCCGUCAAUAAGAUGUGAUAGCUGCUAUUAUUAUGAGAGCGGUGAUGGACUUGACAGUUCUGAAAUCAGCAUAUAUAAUGAUAAUUUAAGGCAAACAUUGAAGGGCCUGGGAUUAUCUAAUGGAUCCAAUGUACACUGUAAUGACUUUGACAAAGAUGGCUCAAUUAUUAUGGAGCUUUUGGAUUCCAAUGAAGAAUCAUUUGAGAUAAAUGAAGUAUUAAUAUCAAAUGAAAACAGAUUAAAACAGCAAAAAACUACAGAGAACCAAGAGAAUAAUAUAAUCGGAUCAUUAAAGAGAAAAAAGGAUAUUUCUCAUGAAAUAGGUAUCAAGUUAAGAAAAUUAAUGUAA
Messenger RNA from Blepharisma stoltei, 468 nucleotides. NCBI's taxonomy places the organism in Eukaryota, Ciliophora, Heterotrichea, Heterotrichida, Blepharismidae. The record is from the annotation of a GenBank genome assembly.